Cephus cinctus (wheat stem sawfly) is the source of this 1590-nucleotide messenger RNA. RefSeq lists its product as uncharacterized. The transcript is spliced from 3 exons. Gene Ontology annotation, molecular function: DNA binding. Bases 506 to 1507 code for a protein of 333 amino acids. NCBI's taxonomy places the organism in Eukaryota, Metazoa, Arthropoda, Insecta, Hymenoptera, Cephidae. The record is from RefSeq and is a predicted model, not a curated record.
CUCCAUUUGUAAUAUACGUGAACAAAAAUAUAUAUGUGAAUAUACUGCGGUGUACUUCCGUAUAAUUGUCAUAUUUAGAUGACAAUUUAUUUGAAUUGCAAACAAAUUUCAACAAUUUAAGGAGGUUAAAACAUGGAUUCUCCUUUUUCGGAUAACAACGAGAACAUGGGCUUAUAUGCGACCGGACCUAUACGGCUAGCCUCCAAAUCACACGUUUCGCAGAGUUUUGCUGAUUCCCGCUGGAGCACACGAGUGGUAAAUGGACGCGAAGACAUUGGACGCUGCGUCCACAGCGUGUUUUGAGAGAAUGGUGUAAUGCUCGCGUGACGCCUUGCCGAUGCGCCAACACGUCAUUUACCGGUACGGACGCCGUUAUUGCCUUGCCGCGCGUCCGACGCGCGGCGGCGUCAGUGACGCAGUACUCAACAACGAAUGUGGCUAUGCACACGUGUUUUUGCGUACAUUGCAUUUAUCUGCUGCGUUGUAACCACAGUCAAGACUGAAGAUGGGUGAAAUAGACACAGAAUUGUUUAUUAACGAAAUACAAAAGUAUCCGGAAAUUUGGAAUAUUUCUAUUGAAGAACACCACGAUAAGAAUAAAAGGCAAGCAGCAUGGAGUUCCGUGUGCGAAGCAAUCUAUGAGAAUUAUAAUGAAAAAUCGGAAAUCGAGAAGGAUAAUAUGCUGAAGAAGUCUAUGACCAAGUGGAAGAAUCUCAAGGAUAAUUAUGGGAAAAGCAUUCGAAAGAGGACAAAAUCUGGCGAAGCAACAGUAUCAGGACGCCAAUAUAUUUAUGCGAAGCAGCUGUCUUUUUUGCAACACUCUACGGAUUUAGCUACUACUCAGUUAACUAUGGACAAGAAAACAUCAAGCGGGGACCUUCCGAACUCUUCUGAUGAUAAAGAAGAGCGUUUUCAAAAAGAGGCGUCCGCAACAUCCUCUGCUGCAUCUCCCAAUUCAGUAUCCACUUUUGCAUGCAGAAAGCCUACAGAGAGUAAGAAAAGUACAGCUAAACGUCGCAGACAAUUUAAAAGUGCUCUUCUCAAAUUCAUAAACACACCAAUCACCCCAGAACCGGAAGAUCAAGACCGUUCUUUCUUUGAAUGUUUGCUUCCCAUAGUUAGAAAAUUAGACGAGGAUCGAAAGCUCCAAUUUAGGAGUGAAGUAUUGAAUAUUCUUCAAAGAAUUAGGCACAGUUGUAUCACGCAUACUGCUACCAGUACAUUAUUCCCUACACAACACAGUUCUCAAUUUCAGCAGCCUUUUCCUGCCCAACAGAAUUUUCUUGUACAGCAGGCGGCUCCUUCAUCUUUUCAGCCACGUAGUAUAUAUCCUGCAUCAUGUGGUGUCGCCCCUGGCUCUCUGAACAUUUCUUUUCCGUAUUCCCCCACAGAAUCUCAUUCCAGGCACGCUUCGACUACAGCUGCAUCCUCUCCUCGGAGUUCCGAAAUUCUAUUGUCUUCAGAUGAUUCAACCCAAGAUUUUAAUGAAACAAAUGUAAGUGAAUGAAGUGACCUACUAAAAAAAUAUUUUUUAAUAUUUAUACUAGUACGUACUUUUUGCACAGUAAAUAAAUAACCUGGUUUCUACAA